ACAUGGGUUGAGAGAGGGGGAAUGUAACCAAGGGGACUACAACCCAUGGCCUAGCUGUUGAUUCGCUGGGUGAGUGAAAGAGUGAUCAACUGCUAUGUGGCCCAGGUUCUCCUUCAUAAGGGCAUUGAAUAAUUGUGCUCAAGAUUCUGUUCUGGUUCUAGUUCUAGUUGUAGUCUUAUUAUUAUUUUUGAACAUGGGGAGUUCUGGGGGAAGGGGUAAAUCUUACAAAUGUCCUCCUCACGGGGGACCUGAACCUUGUCAUGGGCCACGGUAUUUGGUGUAUAUUACCGUCCCACCUGGGGGCUGCAAAUCCAGUUGUAGCCUUCUUGGAGGAGCUUACAUCAAUGUCGCCUAAAUCUGUGUGUUCAAGGUCAAGCCAAGGGCACCUCCC
This is a messenger RNA of Rubroshorea leprosula, 391 nucleotides long. The record is from the annotation of a GenBank genome assembly. Lineage: Eukaryota; Viridiplantae; Streptophyta; Magnoliopsida; Malvales; Dipterocarpaceae.